Molecule: messenger RNA, 5574 nt
Organism: Brettanomyces nanus
Lineage: Eukaryota; Fungi; Ascomycota; Pichiomycetes; Pichiales; Pichiaceae
Exons: 2
Coding region: 1-5574 (1857 amino acids)
Biological process (GO): actin filament organization; vesicle transport along actin filament
Cellular component (GO): actin cytoskeleton; myosin complex; vesicle
Molecular function (GO): ATP binding; actin filament binding; microfilament motor activity
Source: RefSeq, a predicted model, not a curated record
AUGGGAAAAGAUUCUUCAGUCUUUGAAGGUCAAGUCUGGGUUCCAGACAAAGAGGAGACUUUCAAGAAGGGUACAAUAAUCGAAUCCAUUGAUAAAGGUAAGAGAUGCAAGGUUCAAUUGGAUGAUUCCAGUAAAACAGAGAUCUUUGAUACUGAACAAGUUCAGAAGUGCAAUCCGAAGAGCUUUGAGAAGUGCGAUGAUAUGGCUUCUUUGACCUUUUUGAACGAGCCUUCUGUCGUCAACAACUUGAACUUGAGAUAUACGGAUGACAAUAUCUACACCUAUUCCGGCCUUUUCCUAGUUGCUGUCAAUCCUUACAAGGAAAUCAAUAUUUACAACAAUGAUUUCAUUCAAAUGUAUAAAGAAUCUCGUCAAAAGCUCAUUACUCGGUACCGUUCUCAAUCUACUGAUACCAAUUCCGCAAUUAGUUUGAGAAACAUUGUUAAGCCUCAUAUCUUUGCCAUAUCUGAAGAAGCUUAUCAACAUCUUCUCAGAGAUGGUCAAGAUCAAAGUAUCCUAGUUACGGGUGAAUCUGGUGCCGGUAAAACAGAAAACACAAAGAAGGUCAUUCAAUACAUUCUUAGUGUUUCAACUAGUGAGAAGAAUAAAGAUGCUGCUCACAAGCUUGAAAGCCAGAUCAUGCUUGCCAACCCGAUCUUGGAAAGUUUUGGUAAUGCCACCACCGUAAGAAACUUGAAUUCUUCAAGAUUUGGCAAGUUUGUCAAGAUCAACGUCCUUCCUGCAACAAAAGAGUUGACAGGCGCUCAUAUCGACUGGUAUUUGCUUGAGAAAUCUCGUGUGGUCAUGCAGAAUGAAAACGAGAGGAACUACCACGUCUUUUACGAACUUCUUAAAGGUGCAUCUGCAGAUAUGUUGAAGGAAUUGCAGCUUUCUCGUUCAAUCAAUAAGUAUUCUUAUCUUCAUAACGAAAAGGUUGGUAGUAUCAACGAUAAAGCCGAGUUUGACAAUUUGGAAGAGGCCUUUGGUAUCAUGAACUUUGACAUCGACGACAAGCUUAAUAUCUACAGGAUUUUGGCUGUCAUCUUACAUUUCGGUAAUAUCACUUUCCGCAAUCCUAAGAAUGAUACCAGACAGGCCAUUCUCUCCGAAUCUUCUGCCUCCAUCAUCGAGACGGUGUCUAAGCUUCUUUCUGUUCCUUCACAAAAACUAAGAAAUGCCAUCGUAACUUCGAAGGCCAAAGCUGGUCGUGAGAUCAUCACACAGCACAGAACCGCUUCGCAGGCCAAAUUCACAAUUGAUGCACUAGCAAAGUCUUUGUACGAGCGUCUUUUCCAGUACUUGGUUGACAAGAUCAACGAGAACUUUGAUUCUAACACUGUUUUCGCUAUGCAGAAAUCCAACUAUAUCGGUAUUUUGGAUAUUGCUGGUUUUGAAAUCUUUAAGAAGAACUCUUUCGAGCAGCUCUGCAUCAACUAUACCAACGAGAAGCUUCAACAGUUUUUCAACCACCACAUGUUUGUAUUAGAACAGAGCGAAUAUCUGAAAGAAGGUAUCAGCUGGCAAUACAUUGAUUUCGGCCAUGAACUAAAACCCACCAUUGAGCUUAUCGAAGGUAAUGGCCAGAAGAGUAAAUGCAGUAUUUUCUCGAUUCUUGACGAAGAGUGUGUUGUUCCCAAGGGAACGGAUCGGUCUUUCUUGGACAAACUAUUUGGUCAAUUGGAAACCAGGGACAAAAAAGCUGAUAGAACGAAGCUUUGCUUCAAGCCUAAUAAGGUGAGAGAUGGAUUUGUAGUGAAACAUUACGCUGGUGAAGUUAAGUACUCCAUUGACGGAUGGCUUGACAGGAACAAAGAUCCAUUGAGCAGCACCCUCGUUGAACUGCUCUCCGGGUCUAAAAGUCUGUUUGUUGCUGAUAUGUUUGAGUGUCAAAAGCAGGAAAUGUCGAAUCUUACGAAUUCACCAGUGAAAGGUGGAAAGAGAAGACUGGGAAGAUUCAGAACCGUUGCGCAGCGUCAUAAGGAGCAAUUGGACGACUUGAUGCAGCAGUUAACACAAACUCAUCCACAUUUUGUUCGUUGCAUAUUACCUAACAACCAGAAAGCGCCAGGGAGGUUUAACAACGAGCUUGUCUUAGCCCAAUUGAGAUGUAACGGUGUCCUCGAAGGCAUCAGAAUUGCACGUUCCGGAUAUCCAAACAGAAUCAGCUUUGAGAAGUUUGCUAAACACUAUGCUAUCUUGGCCAAGAAUUCCUCAGAUGGGUCUGAAAAUUACAAGCACACUUGUGAAUUAAUCUUGAAAGAUUUGGACUUGGACUCGGAGGUAUUUAAGGUGGGUCUCACCAAGCUAUUCUUUAGAAAUGGUGUGUUAGCCUCUUUAGAGAAGGUGAUGCAAAACAAACUUGCAGAGAUUAUGACUCAAUUCAAAGCUCUAUUGCAUGGAAUGCUAGCCAGAAACAAAUUGAGAAAGAAGAUUGCAGAAUACAGAGCUUCUAAAGUCAUCAUUCAGAACUUCAAGAACUAUAGUAAGUUGUCCGACGAUCCUUGGUUCAAAUUGGUUUCUCAAUUGAAACCAACAUUACUUGAUUCUAGUGCCAUGGAGACUCAAUACAUUGACAGAAUUCAAGAGCUCGAAGGCAAGAUCACUGAACUUACAACAACGGUUGAGAGUACAAUGAGUGCCAGAAAGGACCUUCAGAGUAAGUACAAUUCUUUAGAAAGCUCAAUCUCCGGAGAGCGCCAACUAUUAACUGAUAAGGAUAGAAAGUUGGAGGAAAACCAGAAAAGAAUUGUCGCAUUAGAGAAGGAGAUGCAGGAAAAGUCUGAGAAUUUGGAUAGGCUUGGUGAAGAGAAGAUCUCUGCCACUCUAUUGCAGUCGGAGAAGAAGAAAUUGGAUGUGGAAGUUGCCAAACUCUCUAGCCUGUCUGAAGAACAAGUCAAGGCUAAGGAAAGUUUGAAGGAAGAGAUCAAGGUGUUGAAAUCAUGCGUAGAUACCAAAGAAAAGGAGAUUGCGGAGAUUAAGAAUAAGUUGGAUACAAACAACACUGCUUUGCAUAGGUCUUUAAAGGAGACGGAUUCACGUUUACGAGAACUCACGGUAGAGAACAUGAAUCUCAAGAGAUCCAUAGAGACAAAGGAGGCUUCAGUUGCAGAGUACAAAUCUCUUGUUAGAAAGAAAGGAGGAGAACUUUCCAAAGCGAAGUUAGAACUGGACGAAGCUCAAGCUGCCAGUAGGAGGACUGAGAUUGAUGCAUCCACUGUUCAGGAGUUACGAGAGUUAAAAGUCAAGUACAAGCAGAUGAAACAUGACUUCAUUGAAGUGAAGACUUUACUUCAAAGUAAGAUAAAAGAUGAAAUUGAUUUUGAUAAAGGAAGACAGAAGUAUGACAAGGAUGUUUCUACCCUUAGGGAGCAGCUAAAUGGCUUGAAUCAGGAACUUCAAUUAGAGAAAAAGAUGUCCACAGAACUUCAUUCACAACUACAAGAAGCAAAGACCGACAAUGAGAAGUUAUUGAUGGUCAAGAAGCAUACAGACGUUCGUAUAGCGGAGCUGAAUUUCAAGCUCUCACGAACACCAAACAGUGAAAAUAUAACUUUCUCAGGCGAUCAUAAGAAGCUGCAGGAUGAAAUGGAGAUGCUUCAGACAAGGCUAGCCGCCGAAUCUUAUGAGAAUAGGCAGUUACGUGUUCGUCUACGGAAAGUUGGGGCUGAUACAGGAAGUGUAAGCGAUUCACCUCUUACGCAGAGUCCAAGAUUGUCUGUGAGUGCGCAGGCUUCUAGUGGGGCUGAAAUUAGUUCAAAUUCUAGUAUAACAAACGAGCUUUUAUUGGAGAGGGCCGCCAAUAAGAGGCUUGAAAGGCUAAAUGUUGAACUUCAGAAACAAUUAUUGAAGCAAAAGAAUAACUCCAGGGAGAUUCACGGAAUGGAGCCUAUUGAGAAUGAUUAUAAGAUAAAGUAUCAGUUAGCCCAAAUGCAUAUUGACAACCUCCAGGAUAGAAUGAAGCAGUUCAAGUCUGAACCACUAUCAGGAUCACCAUUGCAAGAUAGUACGAAUAGCGUCAAGAACCUUGACAACAUUAAAGAUGUGUUCGAUCCUAUGAACAAGGAAUCUCUACUGAUGAGGCAAGAGAACUUGAAGUUAAGUUCAAGGUUGAAUGAGACGCAAACCAAAUUGAAAAGGCUUCAAAUGACAAGUAACUCUGCAUUUGUUCAGCAAGAAGAUAUGGCCAAAUUAAGAACGAGGCUGAAGAUCAUUGGAAACAAGAACAUGUCUUUACAGGAAUCUGUGGAUUUCUACAAGACCAGGGCUGAAAACUAUUACGGUAAGAUUGAAAAUGCCGAGGUUGCUGUUCAAAGCGCACAGAGAGCCAGAGAUAUGGUGAUGGAAGAGUUGAGCCAGAUUAAGGAGCAGUUGGAAAAAGCACAGAAUGAGUUUAAGGUGUCGGAUAUGACGGCAGCCAGACUCAACGCACAAAUGAGAGAGACAGAAAGGAACUUGUCAGACAAAGUGUUUGAAUUAAAAAAGUUGCAAGAAGCAUACAACAGCUUGAAAGAGAAGUUUGAGAAUUCGGAAGAGUUGAGAACUUCUACGUCAUCGUUCAAGAAUCAAUCUCGAGACAAAGAAUUAAAGACUCUUAGUGAGGAUUUGUUGAAGUCGAUGAAUAAGGAGACGGAGUUGAGUAAGCGAAUCAAGAAUGUGACAAUUCAGAUGGAGGUUUCCAAAAGAGAGUCACAAUCUUUAAAGUUCAGCAAAGUUGAAUUGAACAAAGAAAAAGACCGGUUGACAAGAUUAUUGAACGAGACAGUUGAGAAAAGGAAUUUUGUUGAAACUGAAAAUAAAGAGUUCUCUAUGAAGGUGAACAACUUGACUUCUCAGGUAAUGACAUUGAAGACGACGAACGACGAUCUCGUGAAAGAAAGAGAUGACUUACUUGAAUCGAAGAGAUCUUUGGAGAAGAAGGUUGCCGAGAUCUCGAAAGAAUUUGAGAACCAUUUGGUUAAGGUGAAGAUGAAUGCAUCAAAUGCAGUUAACGUGGUUCAACUUUCCGGUCAGUUGAAAGAUUCGAAGAAGAGUAUCGAUGAUUUGAAUCGACAACUAAUAUCCUACAAAAAUCGGGUGGAAGAUAGCGACACAUCAGCGAAGAAGAUGAGAGACGAAGCUCUUAUGGUUAUUGAAGAGAACAAGGCAUUGAUGAAGUACAAUAUGGGAUUAAAGUCGAAUAUUGAAGAAUUGCAAUUGAAGUACGAGGAAGAGAUGCAUUCUCAGGAAGAUCAUUGGACCAAAAGAGUUCAAAAGCUCGAAGAUAAGCUCUAUAUGAGCAACGCUACUAAGAGAGACGAUGAGCAGAAUGUGUACAACCUAAAGAGAAGCAUCGAGGAUUUGCAGCAGCAUAAAGAGAUGCAAGAAACAUCUAUUAAGAGAUACACGGAACAACUGGAUUAUCUUCAGAAGACAGUGAACCGAAUGGAUGGGAAGAUAUCAGACCUUCAGAAGAAAGAUGUAGAAAGCGUGUUGAGACUCAAGAAAGCACAGAGAGAAGCUCAGGAUUCUAAGGAAAGAGCCCUUACUCUCGAAAAAGAGCUAAUGGAAUGGCGUACCAAUGGAGUGGCUGUGUAA